AUUUGAUAUCAUCAAUUGAGCCAAAGUGUCCGCUAGUAUGCAUGUCGAACGUACGUGUGCGUUGAUACUGACCUUGGUGAAUAAUUUGUUGUUUGUGUAUGGACAAGACAUUAAUGAUCUGAUUGAGUCUGCAGCUAAUUCAAGUAACGAAUUCAAUUUCUUUUAUGAUGCUAGUGGUGAAAAUGCUAUAAUAAAGUAUGAAUUAGAUAUCCUAGCCUAUGUUAAUAAAUGGAGUGAAGAACAGGAUAUGAUGGCAGCUGACGGUAAUUCCUUAAAGAGAAAUGCUCUGCGAAACACUAACCGUAGAUGGACUUCAAAUACAAUCCCCUAUGAAAUAAGUGGUUAUUUUUCUUCCAAUGAUAGACGACAGAUAACUGCUGCUAUGAAUGAUUACAACAAGUAUACAUGUUUAAAAUUUAGACCAGCUACCUAUAACGACAGAAACAAAAUCAGAAUCCAAAAUGGAGGAGGCUGUUCGUCCUUUGUUGGCAUGCAAGGAGGUAGUCAAACUGUAACACUGGCUUCAGGUUGUAGGAUAAAACGUAUUAUAAUACACGAACUAGGACAUGCUGCAGGUUUCCACCACGAGCAGACGAGACCGGAUCGGGAUCAAUAUAUCUCUCUUCGACUAAACAACGUACCGCCAUCCGUCAGGUACAACUUCCAAAAAUAUACAUGGAGCAUUAUCAACGCAUACGGUGUACCAUACGAUUAUUACAGUGUUAUGCAUUAUGGAAGAAAGGCGUUUUCACACAAUGGAUACGACACCAUCAUUCCAAAAGAUUCAAAAUUCCUCAAUGUUAUUGGAAAGAAUUCUGGAUUCAGUUUUGGUGACGUGAAGCUGUUGAAUCUUAUGUAUAAGUGUGGAGAUAGUUGUGGAAAUAAGAAAUGUCCUAGCAACGGAUUUGUUGGUAAAGACUGUAAAUGUUAUUGUCCGGGAAAUCCCGUUAAACUUUGUUCUGGUGGUGGCGGAGGAGGAGGCGGUGGUGGUGGCGGCGGUGGUGGCGGAGGCGGUGGUGGUGGUGGCGGCGGCGGUGGCGGUGGAUCAGGAGGAAGUGGUGGUGGUGGUGGUGGUGGCGGCGGUGGCGGAGGCGGAGGCGGUGGUACCGGAGGAUCAUGCACAGAUAAAAGUACCAGUUGUGCUAACUGGGCGAAGAUAGGGGAAUGUACGAAGAAUCCAGCAUACAUGCUGACCAGCUGUAAGAAGUCUUGUAAUAAAUGUGGAGGAGGUGGAGGGACUGGUGGCGGUGGUAGCGGAGGCGGAGGAUGUAAGGACAGUAAUAAUAAUUGUGCAUCUUGGGCAAGGAGGGGUGAAUGUAGGAGAAACCCAGCUUAUAUGUUAAAAUACUGUAAGAAAUCAUGUAAUCAAUGCGCAAGUAGCAGUGACACAGAUACAACUGGCAGUUGUGAAGACCAUAAUCGAUAUUGCCUAUCCUGGGCCUCGACUGGAGAAUGUACUAGAAAUCCAGCAUACAUGUUAGAAUCUUGUGCAAAAUCUUGCAAUGCUUGUGAUAAAGUUUCACAUGCUCCUGUUUGUCAUGAUUUGAAUAACAACUGCAAUGUGUGGGCUCAGACCGGCUACUGUGGUAGUUACGCUCCAUAUAUGUCUACUAACUGCAGAAGUUCAUGCGGAUUGUGUUGAAAACGUACGUAAAGGUUUUGUGCUUUCUUCCAUAAACAUGAAUUUUACAACUUCCAUACAAGAAGUUAUGGAGUUCAAUAUCAUUAAAUGAUCACAAUGUCGACGAAAACUAUUUUCUUUUUUCUUAUUGCCUUUCUUUCAAAUUGUGUCACCAUUUAUAUUUGUAGAUAUUCUUGCAUAAUUGUGUAUUCUCAUUUACAACUCAUAAUCAUUAUAAUUGUUAUACAUGUAUCAUGCAAAUUAAAAGACUUUAUAUGUCUGUAAAA
Mytilus californianus (California mussel) is the source of this 1908-nucleotide messenger RNA. Its product is annotated as zinc metalloproteinase nas-14-like. The record is from RefSeq and is a predicted model, not a curated record. Gene Ontology annotation, molecular function: zinc ion binding; metalloendopeptidase activity. The transcript has 15 exons. NCBI's taxonomy places the organism in Eukaryota, Metazoa, Mollusca, Bivalvia, Mytilida, Mytilidae. The coding region runs from base 38 to 1642 and encodes 534 amino acids. Gene Ontology annotation, biological process: proteolysis.